GUCAUUCAACGAUUGGACACUGUUAAGGAUGUUUAGCCCCAUCUCAUAUCCCUACAACUCUGUUUCUUCUUAUUAUUAUGGAGAUAUGUAUAAUAUACAACCGACGGAACUUGUUCAAGAGGAGCCCUUGGAUCUGAGUAUUAAGAAAAGUAAUUCAGCUGUAGAAUUACACGAAGAAGAGGAGAUAAUCGAUGUUGUUGGAGAAGGAAAUGAUAUUACCGAAGAGGAGGAGGACGAAAGAAGCGACCAGUCGUUCUCGGUGUCGCCAAGAUCUUUAGAGCUCAGUCAUUCACCUCCAGACAUUGGACGAAGUAACAAUUCGAUAACUUAUUCUCCUCCAACAAUCGGUAACGUUAAUAACAACAACUACCAUGGAAAAGAACUACAUAACGGUCACCACCACCAACAUCAACACUCUUCAACUUUAUCUCGAAGGAGACAGUUACCGAGUUAUUCCAACGUUAUUGCUGAAAUACUCAUGUCGUCUCGUGACCCGCUUCCACUGUCUGCCAUCUACAAGAUUUUCGUAGAAAAACAGCCAAAGUUUCUCAACGUCCUUGAACCUCAUGGUCUAAAGGCUAAUGUUAGAAGGGAAUUAUGCGUCAAUGCAGGAUUUAUCAAAGUCGGUAAAGCAGCAAACGCCAAAGGAGCUUUAUGGACUGUUCAUCCUGUGGCCAGACAAUUAUUUAAUCGUGGAGUUUUUUCCAAGACCCUUGUAAAUAGGACUCUAAAUAGUCCUUAUCUUUAA
This is a messenger RNA of Dimorphilus gyrociliatus, 748 nucleotides long. The record is from the annotation of a GenBank genome assembly. NCBI's taxonomy places the organism in Eukaryota, Metazoa, Annelida, Polychaeta, Dinophilidae.